CUUUGAUGUUCUACACAUUUGACAUACAUACCUAGUAACAUCAAUAUCCAUUGAUACCUUCGAGGAAUCAUUGAUAUGACUAUAUUUACCUACCUAGUUAGCAAACUAGGGGAUACAUGAAUGCAUUAACAGUUCAUAACUUCAUAUUGUCUCAAAUUGUUCAGCUUAUCUAUCUCGCGCGGUCGGUGCAUUUACAGCAGCAUUAUUGUGAUUCUCCAAGUUGGAGACACUGUUAAGAAUCUCAUCUAUCUUCAGAUAUACCAACAGGAAGAAGUAGGCAAUUUAACUACUCUUGAUGUGCAUUGAAGCUAGAUGCUCCACGAUUGUAUCUAUCUGAUCGUCCACCCUCGGCAAGACGCUCAAAUGCCACAGCCGAGGUUCAUUUAAGCUGUUCCUAGAUUUUUGAGGGUUCCUCAAUUUAGGUACCUAUGGGUCGCUGCCCAUGUGGCUUCCUAGUUCUCAACAAAUUCUACCCUUCAACGCUUAGACUAGGAUUUCCUUAGUUAAGGAUCUGCCACAACUAAAACUCAAUCAGCCGCAAACAAUGUCCGAGUCCCCUAAAGAAAAGGAAUUACCUCGCUCGUCUUGCGGCUUAGAGACCACGAAGUCACGUGAAGGUAUCGAGAGAGUCAAGGCUUUUUUGGAAAGUUACAAGGACUCGAAGAAUCCAGAUUGGAUGACAAAUAUAAUACCUUAUCUCUCCCUCGUCUCAUACUCGUCUUCACCACCACAUCCUAGUAUCACCUUCAAAUUCACCGUACAGCCCAUUCAUUGCAACAACCUGAAUACCCUACAUGGCGGGUGCGCUUCAACUAUUCUUGAUUCAUGUACGACCUUGGUACUUCAUCUCAUCUCGAAGCCAGGCUUCUGGCAGUACGCUAGCGUGAGCCGGACGGUCAAUGUUACAUAUAUUCGACCCAUCCCCGUUGGCACAACCACCCACGUCAAGUGCAGCAUCCUACACGCUGGUCGUAAUCUAUGCUCCCUGAGAGGGGAGAUGAGAUCGGUAACGGAGGAUGGCCAAGAAGGUCUACUGCUGGUGGUUUGUGAACAUGGAAAAGCCAACAUAAAUCCGCCAGCCGAGAAACUAUGAUUACAGAAGUUAAGAGAUCUAAGAUCGACGAGAAGGUGGCCACCUAGCGGGGAAAGUCCAAGACUACAGUACAUAGACAUUAGGUGUAAUUUCUCCAUGAAUUCAACCUUGUCUUCCUAAUAAAUGCUCGCGCCGCUCGAACUAACGGCCCAAGAGGAUUUUCUCGGAAUAAGGGUCAAUUGUGAAAGUGCUCCUGGCACGAUCCAAAUCAUGUCGAGCUAACUUGUGGAUAGGCAGAUUAUAAAUAUCGUUUAUGUAUCGUAAAUACAGCACUUUAACUUUAUUAGUCGCAGUUUAA
This is a messenger RNA of Annulohypoxylon truncatum, 1391 nucleotides long. Its product is annotated as HotDog domain-containing protein. The transcript is spliced from 2 exons. Gene Ontology annotation, molecular function: fatty acyl-CoA hydrolase activity. The record is from RefSeq and is a predicted model, not a curated record. Lineage: Eukaryota; Fungi; Ascomycota; Sordariomycetes; Xylariales; Hypoxylaceae. The coding region runs from base 545 to 1093 and encodes 182 amino acids.